Hypanus sabinus (Atlantic stingray) is the source of this 5703-nucleotide messenger RNA. RefSeq names its product choline transporter-like protein 3. NCBI's taxonomy places the organism in Eukaryota, Metazoa, Chordata, Chondrichthyes, Myliobatiformes, Dasyatidae. The coding region runs from base 189 to 2267 and encodes 692 amino acids. Gene Ontology annotation, molecular function: transmembrane transporter activity. The record is from RefSeq and is a predicted model, not a curated record. Gene Ontology annotation, biological process: transmembrane transport. The transcript has 16 exons. Gene Ontology annotation, cellular component: membrane.
UAACAGAAAUCAGAAUGCAGAAGAUAGCACAACAGUUGUGGGGAAAGUAGAACAUAAGUAAACGGAUAAAGUGCAUAGGGCUGUGCUGAGGUAGACUGGAAGAUCAAGAAUUCAUCCUUGGCAUAUGAGAGGCCCAGUCAAGAAUCUGCUAACAAUGGGAUACAAACUAUCUUUGAAUCCGGUGGUACAUGCUUUCAGACUUUCCUAACUUUUCCUGGAUGGAAAGAGGGGAGGGUGAGAUGAGAGUGACCGGGGUAGAAGGGGCCCUUGAUUAUGUUGGCUGCUUCCCAGAGGCAAAUGGAGUCAAUGGAAGGAAGGUGACUGCUGUUGAGGGACCUCACAGAGAAUGGCGACCACAGAUCUACAGAAGAUGCACAGAUGUCCCCUGGCUUAUUGUCUUCUUUCUCUUCUGGGUUGGAAUGGUGUUUAUAGCUGGCUAUGCUGUGACCAUCGGUGCCGCAGAAAGGCUGAUUUUUGGAUAUGACAGCUAUGGAAAUAUUUGUGGAAGGAAAAACUCACCUAUUAAGGGGGCCUCACUGUCCGGACAAGACAUGACCAGCAGAAAAUACGUCUUCUUCCUGAACACCUGCAACAUGGACUUCACGGACCAUAAAAUAAAUUCACUGUCAAUUUGUGUAUCCAGCUGUCCUCAGGAGCAACUGAAUGAUCUGGAAGAGAUAAAGCUUUUUGCUCAGUAUAAUGGUUCCUAUUUGUGUGUGUACAAUUUAAACAUUUCCGACUACACAGAGCCUUUGAAAGCAGCGCACCUCUGUCCAACGUUACCGGUCCCACCAAGCAAGCCGCUCCCGCUCUUUAGUCGCUGUGUCCCUCAGAGCCCAGCCUGUUACUCCCACUUUCUCGCAGGGCUUAUUCAGCUGGUCAAUGAGAGCGACAUUUUCCAACAGGUCAUUCGUGGCAUCAUAAUGAGCAAGGGGUACAUUGUCGGGCUCUGCCUCUUUGCAGUAGCCCUCUCCUUCAUUAUGGUGGCAAUCUUCAGAUUUAUUGCUGAACUUCUGGUUCAUAUCUUCAUCACCUUGGUCAUCUUUGGAAUACUAUUUGUGUCGGGAGUUCUGUGGUGGCUGUACUAUGACAACGUGAAUGAUCCGAACAUCAUCUUGCAAACAGAGAUGGAAAACACAAGAGUACUGCUGGGCUUCGCUAUCGUUGCAACCAUCAUAACAGUUAUCGUCAUUGUGCUAACCCUAGUGAUGCGGAAGAAGAUCAGUCUGACUAUCCAGUUGUUCCGGAUUGCCAGUAAGCUACUCCGAGACAUCCCUCUGUUGCUACUCCAGCCACUGUGGACUUUAAUUAUCCUCGCUUUAUUCUGGACGUAUUGGGUGGCCGUGCUUCUAAGUCUGGGCACUGCAGGUAAUGCUUACGUAAUCGCAGAUAACCAAGUUGAGUACAGGUCGCUGUCUGGCGUUCGCUACAUGUGGUGGUAUCACUUAACUGGAUUGAUCUGGACCAGUGAGUUUAUUCUUGCUUGUCAGCAGAUGACCAUUGCCGGGGCUGUGGUGUGCUGUUAUUUCAACAGAGACAAAACCAAUUUGCCCAGCCACCCAAUCCUCACUUCUAUUUUGAGGCUCUUUAAUUACCAUCUGGGAACAGUUGUUAAGGGCUCGUUUAUAAUCACACUUGUCAGGAUUCCACAGAUCGUUCUUCUGUAUGUUCACAACAGCCUAAAAGGAAAGGGAAAUACCUGUGCCAGAUGUCUACUCAAGUGCUGCCAGUGUUGUCUAUGCUGCUGGGAAAAAUGGCUUCGAUAUCUGAACCAGAAUGCAUACAUUGCAACCGCGAUCAAUGGGACAAAUUUCUGCAGCUCGGCCAAAGAAGCAUUCUUUCUCUUUGUCAGUAAUGCGCUGAAUUUGGCUGCAGUCAAUUGCUUUGGAGACUUUAUGUUGUUUCUGGGAAAGGUGUUCAUUGUGUGCUUCACAGUCUUUGGAGGCCUCAUGAUAUUUAACUACAACCGUGACUUGAAUGUCUGGGGAGUCCCUCUCAUAUUGGUGUCCUUUUUUGCCUAUUUGGUGGCUCACUGCUUCCUGUCGGUGUUUGAAAUGGUGGUCGAUGUCCUCUUCAUGUGCUAUGCUAUCGACCUAGCAACGAAUGAUGGGUCUGCGGAAAAGCCGUACUUCAUGGACAAGGAGUUGAUGAAAUUCAUCGGCAAAACCAAUGAAGAAAUCACAAGAAGCAGUGGGAGUGACAAAGCAAGCCGGAAGAGUAACAGAUACGUGGCAGAACUACAGCCAAUGGAUGCAAAUGCAACAUGACGGGAUUUCAGUGGACUCGAAAUGGACUUCAGAUUCCAUCCAAACCUUAAUACUUAACACAUACAAACUAAACCAGAGAGUGGAGGAUUUUUCGAGUUGGUUUCAAUGGCUUGAUUCACAUGGAAGUACGUUUCUAUAUUUAAGUAAAAAGGAUUACUCAGAACGUGUUAUUGUUGCUCCUUCUCUAGUGUGUUGUUCUCUCUUUACCUUGGCUCCAGUAACCAAUUAGAAGGCACGUGUCUUUUUGACAUUUUGGCCUGGGCUAAAUCCAUGCACAAACUCAUGUAAGACUGGAUAUUUUUCUGUUGAAAGGUAACACGGAGUGAAGUUGUCUAUAGGGGCUCAAAGCUACCCUAGAUGGAUCAGAUAAUUGUUGUUUUGAGUCUCUGGGAUUAUCCUUAAACUUGACCCUCUAAUAUGAUCGCAAAGAAUUCCAGUGUUGAUGUCUGUGUUUUAGAAAAGCAGAUUGAAUAACCAGAGGGAUUAGUCUCUUUAAAUGUACAUUUAUCAAAUUGUGCCAAUGAGUUGACAGAUGGGUGUAGAAUUCUAACCCCUAUUACAGGAAGUUAACAGAAAUUUUAAUGAUUUAACCAACAUUAAUCCAAAUCAUAAGACAUAGGAGCAGAAAUAGGCCAUUCAGCCCAUCAAGUCUGCUCCACCCUUCAAUCAUGUCUGAUUUAUUAUUCAUCUCAACCCUGUUCUCUUGCCUUCUCCCCAUGAUGCUUAUUCAUCAAGAACCUAUCAACUUCUGCUUUAAUUAUACCCAAUGACUUUGGCCUUCAUAGGCAUCUGUGGCAAUGAAUUCCACAGAUUCACUGCCCAUUGGCUGAAGAAAUUUGUCCUCAUCUCUGUUCUAAAGGAAUGUUGUUGUAUUCUGAGGUUGUGCCCUUGGUCCUAGACUCUCCCACUAUAGCAAACAUCCUCUCCAUGUCCACUUUAUCUUGGCCUUCCAAUAUUUGAUAUGUUUCAAUGAGAUUCUCUCCACCCCACCCCCCAUUUUUUGAAGAGGCCCAAAGUCGUGAACUGUAGAAGUAAAUUAUUUUCUAAAACUGAAUAAAUCUGUAAUGAACAAGGGAUUAUAUAAGUCAUUUUUUAAAGUAACAGUUCUUUUAAGACAUUUAGUAAAUGUAUUGUAAUAUGAUAAAAAAGAUUUAACAUUACUUAGCUGUACAUCACAGAAACAGGCCCUUCAGCCCAACUGAUCAAGAUGCCCAUCCAAGCUUGUUUCAUUUUCCUGCAUUUUGCAUUACUUAUUAAUACUUACUAAUCAUUUUUCCAUUUAUCAUUCUCUACUUGUGUUUUCAGUCUGUUACUCACCCCGGCCAUACUCACAUUCUCUAUAAACAAAAUGCAGAAUAAAUGCCAUCUCCUUGAUUCUCCUGUGCUCUGUUCACUCUACUAACUCCUACAAAAGGAUUGCAGUAGGCCCAACGUCAAAUGCAGAUGACCAAUUAAAACUGUGCGGCAAUGCCAGACAGAAGGCUAAGAAUGGAUAAAAGAAAUAUCCUCUGUAACCAGCAUUAUCUCAUCCGUUGUUCUAGUGACUGGUUGCAUUUUUAUAUACACAACUUCAAACAUGUUGGUUAAUGAGAAGGCCAUAAGACAUAGGAGCAGAAUUAGGCCACUCAGCCCAUUGAGUCUGCCUCACCAUUCCAUCACUGCUGAUUCAUCAUCUGUCUCAACCCCUUUCCCUGCCUUCUUUCCAUAACCUUUGAUGCCCCUACUAAUCAAAAACCAAUCAAUCUCAGCCUUAAAUAUAUACAGCGGCUUGGCCUUCACAGCUGUCUGCCAAUGAAUUUCACCCGGCUAAAGAAGUUCCUCUGCAUCUCUGUUCUAAAGGGAUGUAUUUCUAUACUGAGCUCUGCCCUCUGCUCCAUAACUACCCCACUAUAGGAAACAUUAUCUCCACAUUCAUUCUAUAUAGCCCUUUCAAUAUUCAAUAGAUUCCAAUGAGACACUCCCUCCCCAAUUCUUCUAAACUCCAGCAAGUACAAGCCCAGAGCCAUUAACUGCUACUCAUACAUUAACCCUUUCAUUCCUGGAAUAAUUAUCGUGAACCUCCUUUGGACCCUCUCUGAUGCCAAAAGCAAAAACAGAACUGUAGAUGCUCGCAACUGAAAUAGAAACAGAAAAUGCAGCAAAGAGAAACUCAAGAUAAUAUUUCAGACUAAACAUGAGGAGAAUGUUAGAAAGCAAGCCUGUUUUUAAGUUGCAGAAACAGGGGAGGGAAAGAGGAGACAUGGAGACAGGCACAGUGUUGGUGCUGACUGAGAGAGGGUCCGGAGGCUUGGUAUUGCCACUGAUUUGCUCAGAGGAGAAUUAUACAAAAGGAGAUGAUGAGAAAGAGUGGGGAAAAUGCUGGAACUAUGAGAUACGAAGCACAGCAACUUACUGCACAUCUGAGUUAAAGGAGAACUCCGAAAUAUCACCGCUGGUCAAGCAGCAUCUGUAGAGAAUAACAAAGUAAACGUAGUUUAUUUUUCAUCAGACAUGGUUAGCACUGACACAAGCUGGAAAGGUUGGUCAUCUGAAAUAACUGAACUCAAUAUUGAGCCUCAGAAGGUGUGACUUUCCUGAGUGGAAAAUGAGCUGCUGCUUCAUUGAAACAGCGUUGGAAAUCAAAGACGAAGAGAUCAGAGAUGGAGAAUUAAAGGGACAGGCAAAUGGAAGCUCAGGAUUGCAGUUUUCAGUUGAAAAGAAGUGUUUUAUAAAGCGGUCAUCCAGCCUGGGUUUGGUUUGUUCAAUAUGGAAGAGACUGCAUCACAAGCACUGAAAGAAGAUUCUAAAUUGGAAGUGUAAGUGAAUCACUGCUUUUGGAAGGAAUAUUUUUGGUCUAUUGAUUAUGGAAAGGGUAAAGUUCAGAAGACCAGUUGCUGCAUCUCUUGCUGUCGCAUAGGAAGAGGAGUGGGUUUUGCUGGAGGUGGAAGAGUGAUGCAGGGAGUUGUGGAGGAAAGACAAGCCUGGUGACAGCACCUUGAUGAAAAGCUGCUGAGGUUGAACGUGGAAGCUGUGGGGGCAGAAGGUGAAGUUAAGGGAAUCCUUUCCCCAUUCUUGGUGGGUGGGAGAAGAAAAGCAGAGGUAUGUGAAAUGGGAAAAACUCAGUUUUAUAUGGUGACCGAGUUUCUACUGAACUUUCUACUGCAUGUGGAUGUCACUGACUUGCAGACUUGCAGAUGUCAUACUUCUACCCUCCAGUAUUUUCCUUUAGCUGUGGUUAAAGGGUUUCUUAUCAAUAAAGGCUAAAAGGACAUUAUUGUAAAGGACAGAUUCAUUAAUUUCUAACAAAUUACUAAGUAUCUAAUUUACCUUAAGAGUGUAAUAGGAUAUAAUGCAUUUUAUUAGUUGGGAUACAAAGGGUAAAAUUAAAGUGUUAUGAAUAGCUUGUAAUGUGCAAUGUUUUACAUCUUAAUAAAUUACAUCUAAAGCUUGUAUCUGA